Molecule: messenger RNA, 849 nt
Organism: Balearica regulorum gibbericeps (East African grey crowned-crane)
Lineage: Eukaryota; Metazoa; Chordata; Aves; Gruiformes; Gruidae
Source: RefSeq, a predicted model, not a curated record
AUGAAACGCCACCACGCAUCCUCUGGUAAGAUGGGGGAGACCACUGGUGGAGGACCAGCAAAAAAAACCUUUAAAUCACAAAAUCAGCAAGGGUCUUCCAGCAAAAAAAAGGGAACAGAUGAAGAAGGAAGAAAACAAGGUCAAAAAAGAAAGGUCACUCAGACAGUCAAAAGGAAAGCUAAGGAACACGGAGACUAUUCCCCUCCAGGAGAAAAAGGUUCUUCAAAGAAGGUGAAGCUAACCAGCACUAAAAUAGGAUCUUGGCAGACUCUCUCAGAGAGCACUAGGCAGUUUCUGGAAACUGUAAUGGAUUCAGCAAUUCUAUCUGUUUUGUGCCAACAAAGUGAGAGAAAAGGUGAUGUUCAGAAGCAUCUCAAUUUACUGAAAGAAAAGGUGCUGAGAUUUUUCAAGACUUUAAAGGUGCCUCCAGGGAAGCUGGGCAACCUGAAGAAUGUCCCAGGCCUUCAAAUGGCAGAGAAACAAAUGCUUGAGACAAAUGAAGAGUCUUUGGUACAAUUGCAGGAAGAAAUAAAUGAAGCUGAGCGAUCAGCAGAACACAUUGAAGAAACUAUACAACAGCUGCAGUACAAAAUCCAGGUGCUCAAGAACCAGUUAGAGGAAGAUGAAAAAAAGGCCAGGAAGGUAUUCCAGGAAAAUGGCAGUGGAGCACUCCACCUUCCAGAACUCCCCAAGCGCAGUUUACAGGCACCCACUUUGCAGGAAGAAAUUUUGAAGAUAAAAAAUCAGAAAGGCCUUUUAAAGGAUAUGAACACUAUUCAGCAGUCAGCUGACAUGAAGAACAUGUUAACCCUCAUUGAAAAGAUCUAUGAGAAGGUAGACUUCCUCUGA